Messenger RNA from Vicia villosa (hairy vetch), 1673 nucleotides. RefSeq names its product probable isoprenylcysteine alpha-carbonyl methylesterase ICMEL1. NCBI's taxonomy places the organism in Eukaryota, Viridiplantae, Streptophyta, Magnoliopsida, Fabales, Fabaceae. The record is from RefSeq and is a predicted model, not a curated record. Bases 175 to 1575 code for a protein of 466 amino acids. The transcript has 11 exons.
CUGGCCCCACAUCCCACCAAUCAAAACACAAAUCUCCCACUUUUCUCUUUCCCUUUGUCUCUCUGUAAUUCAUCGCCAUCUUCUCUCCCAACUCCGAAAUCCUCGCUAAAAAAAUACACAAAUCUCCACGCCACCCCAUUCGCUGUCAAUAACCCAAUUGUCACAAAACAAAAUAUGACAUCUCAGAUCCUUCCCAUAACCAAUCAUCAAACACCUAACCUUCAUUCUUCUUCUGCUUCCACCAUUUCAAUGUUGCUUAAAUACGACGACCAAGAAAACCCAACCACGAGUCUCUUACACUCUUCCUCAUUCAAAAACAACAACAUGUCGAUUAAGCCUCUUCUACCGAGGUCUUCCAGCUUCAACUCCUCAAUCAAUAACAACAACUCAAUUGGCGCUGUUCCUAAUUUCUUUCAGAAAACACGAAGGCGCGUUGCGAGUGAGGAUUCACUGGCUUAUGUUUCUAAUGGUAGUUCGCAUAGAUCUUCAUUUGGCAAUGAUGUUAGACAUGCUGCUUCGGAAACGUUUCUGUUGACUCGUCUUGGAUUGAAGAUGUUGACGUAUCUUGGGGUAGGCUAUAGAUGGAUUACAAGAUUUCUUGCCCUUGGUUGUUAUUCUUUACUGCUUUUACCUGGCUUUAUUCAAGUUGGAUAUCAUUAUUUUUUCUCCAGUGAAAUACGCAGAAGUAUAGUUUAUGGAGAUAAACCACGUAAUAGGCUAGACUUGUUUUUGCCUAAAAACAGUGACGGGCCAAAACCAGUUGUUGCUUUCAUUACUGGUGGAGCCUGGAUUAUUGGAUACAAAGCAUGGGGUUCUCUUUUAGGUCAACAGCUUUCGGAGAGAGAUAUCAUUGUGGCAUGCAUAGAUUAUAGAAAUUUUCCUCAGGCAACCAUCAGUGAUAUGAUAGAUGAUGCUUCCCAAGGUAUCUCAUUUGUAUGCAACAAUAUUGCUGAAUAUGGAGGUGACCCUAACAGAAUUUACAUAAUGGGACAAUCAGCUGGAGCACAUAUUGCGGCAUGUACAAUCUUGGAGCAGGCAAUCAAAGAGGCUGGUGAAGGAGAGACUACUUGGAGUCUUUCUCAGAUUAAAGCUUAUUUUGGUUUAUCUGGAGGGUAUAACUUGUUUAAUCUAAUAGACCACUUCCACAGUAGAGGCCUCUAUCGUUCCAUCUUUUUAAGCAUAAUGGAAGGAGAGGAAUCAAUACGGAGGUUUUCUCCUGAAGUAAUGGUUCAAGAUCCAAACAUUGGAAAUGCUGUUUCUCUAAUACCCCCUACAGUUCUUUUCCAUGGCACCGGAGAUUAUUCCAUACCAUCAGAUCAAAGCAAAUCAUUUGCUGAAACUCUUAAAAGAUUUGGAGUCAAAGCUGAAUCAAUUUUAUAUGAAGGGAAGACUCAUACAGAUGUGUUUCUACAGGAUCCUAUGAGGGGUGGAAAAGAUGAUAUGUUUGAUGAUUUAGUAGCAUAUAUUCAUGCCGGCGAUCCUGAGGCUCUUUCUAGAGAUGCAACGGCUCCUCCAAGAAGACGACUUGUACCAGAAUUCAUGUUAAAGUUGGCUCAUUCUGUCAGUCCUUUCUAACCAACUAACAGAAUCAAUUGACAGUCAAAUUGGUUUUAUUCUUGUCUGCUUUGUACAUAACUGUAAAAAAAAGGUUUAUUUGAAUAGAUUUCUUUUAA